This is a messenger RNA of Plectropomus leopardus (leopard coralgrouper), 4662 nucleotides long. RefSeq names its product EH domain binding protein 1 (gene ehbp1). Gene Ontology annotation, molecular function: protein binding. The record is from RefSeq and is a predicted model, not a curated record. NCBI's taxonomy places the organism in Eukaryota, Metazoa, Chordata, Actinopteri, Perciformes, Serranidae.
GAGCGGUCAAACUAUCAGUAACAGUUGGACUACUUUGCGGUGGGAAUUCAUGACUGGCGUCGGAGUACUUUUGUUUAACUUUGUUUUGGGGGACAAGGUAAAAUAAAUGCCGGUUCUGACUCAGUCCGGGAGUCCCGGAGCUCGCGCUUACCUGUGGAGCAAAUGUGUCAACGGGCAAGCAACGGUUUCCGCUCGUGCCGUGUUGUGAUGGCUAGCCGUCGACGCUAGCAGGCAAGCUAGCUGUAUGGCUGGUGUCGGUGCUGCUGCAAAGAAGGUAAUAAUUAGCUGCGUUCACUCGGCUGCCACUUUGUUUUAGGCUGUUUGCCAUCUUUUAAACACCGCUGACAAGGCGACUGGACGGAUAAUGCUUCGGAUACCACAGUAAGGAAGACCACCCAAUGGAAAUAUAGCAUUAAUACCAAGUGGAUUACUCAUCAUGUCUUCCGAAAUUAUGGAGUAAAUUUCAUUACAACAUCAUGCGCGCCGUCACAUUAAAUCUCAACCACUGCUGCAGAGAUUUGGAUUUAUCUGUCUGUUUUUAAAGAGCAGCAGCCACGACUGGAUGUGCAGUCUUAUCUUUUCAAUGUGUUUCCGGUAAAACAUUAAUUAUGUGUCUACGCGGGUUGGAUAUGUUCAGAUUCUUAUAGACAUUAGCGAGAAUUCGUGCGAAGGAAGCCCAAAGAAGGAAGUCCAGGACGGGAUAGGUACACAGAAACUACCCGCUCCCAAAGAAACAUGGCCUCGGUUUGGAAGAGACUGCAACGUGUGGGGAAGCAUGCGUCCAAAUUCCAGUUCGUGGCUUCCUAUCAAGAACUGAUGGUGGAAUGCACCAAGAAAUGGCAACCAGACAAACUGGUGGUGGUUUGGACACGCAGGAGUCGGCGGAAAUCCUCCAAGUCCCACAGCUGGCAGCCUGGCAUCAAAAAUCCCUACAGAGGAGUGGUUGUGUGGCCUGUACCAGAAAACAUCGAGAUCACCGUCACUCUUUUUAAGGACCCCCAUGCAGAGGAGUUUGAAGACAAAGAGUGGACGUUUGUCAUUGAAAAUGAGUCUCCAUCAGGGCGGAGAAAGGCCUUGGCCACCAGCAGUAUAAACAUGAAACAGUACGCCAGUCCGAUGCCCACACAGACAGACGUCAAACUCAAGUUCAAGCCCCUGUCGAAGAAGGUGGUGUCGGCCACGCUGCAGUUCUCCCUCUCCUGCAUCUUCCUCCGCGAGGGAAAGGCCACUGAUGAGGACAUGCAAAGCCUGGCCAGCCUGAUGAGCAUGAAGCAGGCUGACAUCGGCAACCUGGACGACUUUGAGGAGGAGAACGAGGAGGACGAGGAGAACAGGGUUAACCAGGAGGAGAAGGCUGCAAAGAUCACAGAGCUCAUCAACAAGCUGAACUUCCUGGAAGACGAGGAUCAGGAAGCGUCUCCUGCCAUGAGCACAAAUCCCUUCGAUGAGCCCGAUGACGACCUUCAUCCAAACCACCUCAACCCGUUUGGUGAUCCUGAUGAAGAAGAGCCCUCUGCCCAGCCGGUCUCAAGGCAGCGGGUUGAUGAUGAUUCCUUCUAUGACCACGACUCCUCGAAUCCGUUCAACGAGCCGGACGAACCCGAGACAGAAACAGUUCCAGGGAACCCCUUCGAUGAACCAGACGAGGACACGGACCUCCAGCCAGACCCAGAACCCCCCAAACCCAGGCAGAGGAAAGGAGUGCGGCCUGUCGACAUGAGCAAGUACUUGUACGCCGACACCUCUCACAACGAGGAGGAGGAGCUUGAUGAAUCCAAUCCAUUCUACGAGCCAAGGACAUCGAGCCCUGCGCGGCUCCCCGCUGGCGGCCCCUCUGUGGAUGUGGGCAGUGGCCAGAAGAGGCGGGCUCCCCCGCCCCCGAGUUCCAGCCCUGGCUUCGGCCCCAGUGCGCCAGCUCCCAAACCCAGCUCUGGCCCAGACAGGGAGAGAGCGCAGCCAGUCGGGCCCAGCCCGGUCGCAGCAUUGAUGGGAAGAGAGCUGGCCUCCUCUUCCCCCAAGCCCAGCCCCGUCCCGAGCCCGGUUCUGGGAGGGAAGCCCAACGCCAGCCAGUCACUGCUGGUCUGGUGCCGUGAGGUCACCAAGAACUACAGAGGGGUGAAGAUCACCAACUUUACCACCUCCUGGCGGAACGGGCUGGCCUUCUGCGCCCUGCUGCACCACUUCAGACCUGACAUAAUAGACUACAAGUCGCUCAAUCCUCAGGAUAUUAAAGAAAACAACAAAAAGGCAUAUGACGGCUUUGCGAGCCUGGGUAUCUCCCGUCUCCUGGAGCCGUCAGACAUGGUGCUGCUGGCCAUUCCCGACAAACUAACAGUGAUGACGUACCUGUACCAGAUCCGGGCCCACUUCUCUGGAGAGGAGCUUAACGUGGUGCAGAUAGAGGCCAACAGCAGCCGCAGCACCUACAAGGUUGGCGACUUUGAAACCGAUACAAACGCCUCCAUAGGUCAGGACAAGUUUUAUGCUGAACUCAACGACGUGCAGCACCGCCAGGCUAACUCUGAGCCCGCUGAGUCUGCUGGUGGUGCUAACACUGAAUCUAACGGCACUAAAGCUGCAGAGGAAGAGGUGACGGAUCCAGGCUGGAAGGCUGAAGUUGGAGCGGUCAGCUCACCAGCAGCAGGGCCUUUACAGGCUCCUGUCCCGUCGCCACGUACAGCGUUAUCCGCCUCAGCAACAGACUCCACCCACGUGACAUCAUCGAGCUCAGAGGACAGAGGGAAUCUGCUCAAAGCCAAAACUUUAGACCUUAGCGAGUUACCGCAGAGAGUGGAGAGAGAGAUGGAGAAGGAAAGACAGCAGAAGGACGAAGUGGGAGAGGAGAGAAGGGAGGGGAGCACAGAUCCGGGGUCCCCCACCAGGAGAGGGGCCUCCUCACCCCACCAGAAACUGGGCUUCUCCUAUAACAGGGAUGCUGACCUCAUCAAGAAGAAGAGGGCCAGUCUGCGUCACUCGGAGUCAGAGCCCGCCUCAGACACCAGCUCCCCGCCAGUCAACCACACAGACACGCCUCCCAAACAGGAGCCAACACCUGCUCCUGUAUCAAGUCCCCCAGCUGAGAAGAAGGUGCUGUCUCGUCAGGAGGAGCUGAAAGAGAGAGCCAGACUGCUGCUGGAGCAGGCCCGCAGAGACGCUGCGAUGAAGGCCGGCAACAAGAACGUCCCCAACUCAGCCGUCAGCGCACCAAACAGGGCCGCCAACGUCUGUGAUGAGCGAGAUGCAGAGCGGCGGAGACAGCUGAGAGAGCGAGCCAGGCAGCUGAUAGCUGAGGCUCGAUCCGGAGUCAAGAUGUCUGACAUGAGCAUGCUGGAUGCGUCCAGCACUGACAGAAGCAAGGGCGGCAAGGCGAGCCCUGUCGGAGAUAUGUUGGAUGGAGUGCGAGGUCAUCAUGAGGAUGAUGGCGUUGACGGUGAAAGGGGUGAGGAGGAUGAGGAGGAGGGGAGGGCUGAAGAAGAGAAGCUCCAUUUUGGUGGUGGUGGUGAUGAUGAUGAUGAUGAUGAUACUACUCUUGCUGCUGCUGCUGCUGCCACAUCUGCAUCUGCGCUGGUUACUAACCCACUGCCACUGGAGGCUCCUCUUCCAACCACCUCAGGCACCCACGUUCCCCUGGAGCUUACUAACCCCGACUCUGAGCUAAGGCCUCUGGGUCCAAACAGUAAGCACGUGGAUCUGAAGCUGAAGAAGCUCGUGGAGGUCAGCCCGAGAAGAGUCACCUCCCCUUCAUCCCCGUCCUCCACCUCCUCCUCAUCCUCACCCACUGCCUCCUCCACCUCCCCAGUCAGCCCUGCAGAAGGACUGGAGAAUAACGCUGAGGAGUUGCGAGCAGAGCGGCUGCGCAGAGCCACAGAGAGGUUGCGUAGCCCGGUGGUCUUCAACAAGGAUUCUGCAGUCAGAAAAACACAGCUGAAGUCCUUCAGCCAGUAUGUGGAGACCAGACCAGAGGUGAAGAGGCAGAAGUCUGUUCCUGAGGAUCUGAAGAGGGCUGAGGAGGACAGAGGUUCACCGACGGACCUCGACAUUCGCCGACCGUUUGAAGAGGAGAAGGCGUUCAAAGACACCAGUCAGUAUGUGGUUGGGGAGCUGUCUGCGCUGGAGAGCGAGCAGAGGCACAUAGACGCCCGAGCAGCUCGCGUGGAGAAGAGGCUGCGCUAUCUCAUGGACACAGGCAACAACAAGGAGGAGGAGGAGGCCAUGAUGCAGGAGUGGUUCAUGUUGGUCAACAAGAAGAACGCACUCAUCAGACGCCAGAACCAGCUCUCUCUGCUGGAGAAAGAGCACGAUCUGGAGAGACGCUUCGAACUGCUGAACAGAGAGCUGAGAGCCAUGCUGGCCAUCGAGGACUGGCAGAAGACGGAGGCCCAGAAGAGACGAGAGCAGCUGCUGCUGGAUGAGCUGGUCAUACUGGUCAACAAGCGAGACGCGCUGGUCAGGGACCUGGACGCCCAGGAGAAACAGGCCGAGGAGGAGGACGAGCACCUGGAGAGGACGCUGGAGCAGAACAAAGGAAAGAUGGCCAAGAAAGAGGAGAAGUGUGUGCUCCAAUGAUUGUCAUUUCAGAAAAACACAACCAACAAAUGUAGCCGAUGAGAGAAAUGUAUCAUUAUUAUUAUAAUUAUUAUUAUUAUUAUUAUUAUUAUUAUU